Molecule: messenger RNA, 2273 nt
Organism: Spodoptera exigua (beet armyworm)
Lineage: Eukaryota; Metazoa; Arthropoda; Insecta; Lepidoptera; Noctuidae
Source: the annotation of a GenBank genome assembly
CUAUCAUAGAACAAGGUCGUAUAGAAAGAGGUUUAGUCUAUUAUAAAUUUUUAUGUGGUACGCCAGUGUAUUCAUUUCAAAGUGAUUAGUGUUGCUAAUUAUCAAUACAGGAAUCAGUUUUGCUGAAUUGAAAUAGAAACUCCUUCGGAAACCUCUAUUACUUUUAGAAUGGCGCCUCAGAAGAGAGUCAAUGAUGCCGUCCACUAUUACAUGGGUGAUUUGAGUAGCCGCAUUGUUGCGAAGUCUGGUUACCCUACCGACCGAUAUCAUUUAGGCAAACUGGUUCUCCAAGGUCUAAAGGAUGAUCCCGAUUUUCUUUUACAGAUCGAUGGCUCAACAGGCGAAUCAGAAACGUCCGGAUCAGUUUUGGAAAGAUCAGUACGUUUCGCAAUGAGUCUGCGAAAACUGGGAAUCAAGCGUGGAGAAGUUAUGGUGCUACUGGCUCCCAACCAUUUGGAUAUUACCAUUGCUUUGUAUGCUGCACUAUAUCUUGGCAUCGUUGUGAAUGCCAUAGCACCUGAUACACCAGCUGCUGAUAUACAACCACUUUUGGCCAUUUCGAAGCCUUCAGUGAUCAUGUGCCAGAGUGAUGCUGCGUCAAAGGCGCAACUUGCUACAAUGAACUUGAAUCUGAAUCCCCACAUCAUAACUUUCGACAAAGGAGAUUUCUGCAAUUACAUUGAUUUCAUGGAAAUGUACAAGGAUGACACACCAAUCGAAGAUUUCAACUUCUUUGAACAUCAGAAUAGUAUUGCUGUCAGUAUGUUGGUCAGUGAAGCUAGAUGCCUUCUUAUGAAGACCGACAACGCAGUUGUGAGUUAUCUGGUGUUGCUAGUGUACAUGGGCGACAUCAGGUGUGCCGAUUUCGAUCCAGAACAAACAGUGGCGUUCGUCGUUAACACGAGCGGAACCACGGGUCUACCUAAAGCUAUAGCGCAUUCUCAUAAAUAUUUUGCUAUACUUUUGCCACAUAUUUGGAGUAAAUACACGAAAUUCCCGACACCAACUAAGCUGGCUUUGAUUGGAUCUCCUUUGCAAUGGUCCACCGCCAUAACAAGCUUCAUCAGAUCAGCAAUACUCCGGUACACUCGGCUGCAGAGCUCACAAAAACUCUCCCCAGAACUCAUGAGCGACCUCAUCAAUAAAUACAAGCCAACGUACUCGCUAUUCUCUCCAACUUUGAUGACAUCACUGUUGAACCUAAAUAAAACCGAUUUCACCUGCUUUGAAGAAAUUGUGUUAUGCGGUCUCCCUGUAUCGCAAAGCCUCAUUAAGGAAGUCAAGACUUUGACGCCAAACACAGAAGUGAUAAAUAUGUUUGGAAUGAGUGAACUGGCCGGCCUCGGGUUCCUCGGAGACAAUCCAGCGCCAGGAUCGUGCGGAAAACAAAUGGGAUGCUUCCAAUAUCGGCUAAUAGACGUCGAUACACAGCAAGAUAUAAACGAACCCAAUGUCGCAGGCGAGUUGUGGAUCAAAGGGCCGGCUCCUUUCCUAGGCUGUUUCAACGACGUCGAAUGCACUAAAGAGCUUUUAACCCACGAUGGAUGGUUGAAAACUGGAGACGUAUUCUAUUAUGAUGACAACUGGAACUACUAUUUUGUGGAAAGAAUUAAAUUGCAAAUCAAGUGCUGCUAUUUCAGGAUGUCGCCACUAGAAAUAGAAGGAGUCAUUCGCAGACAUCCUGGAGUGAUGGAUGUAGCAGUAACGAGUAUACCACACAGCGAGUGGGGGGACCUGCCUGUCGCCUGCGUUGUGCCAAAACCCGGCGCUAAACCUAGUGCUGAAGAAAUCAAGAAUUUAGUCAAAGAUACCCUACAAGAUGCAAAGACAUUGCGAGGAGGCGUCAUCUUCAUGGAUUCAAUGCCUAUGACAUCAACAACUAAAGUUCACAGAAGAUUAUUAAGACAACUAGCCCUAGAAUUGCCAAGGGCAUAACAUUAUGUCCUAAAAUUAGUCUUUAAUAUUAAUUAACCUUUAUCACUUGAAAUGCACAGAACACUACCCGUAUCAGUCCAUAUUUUUGAAGUCAGUUAAGCUUUUUUGUACUUAUGCAGGUAAAAUUAGAUAUCUAGCAGUAACAGUUUUGUGAAUUUGGAUCUCAAUCUUUCUCCCCUCUCUCAUCCAUAAUCUCCAAUCCUCAAAUCCUCUAACAUACUAUAAAAGGCCCUCCUCUGAAGUUACGGGUGUCUAUAGGCGGCGCAGAUUUGCUUACCACCAAGUGAUCCGUCUGCUCGUUUGCCGACCUAUUCAAUAAGCAAGACUACUCAGGCGAC